Messenger RNA from Enhydra lutris kenyoni (northern sea otter), 6422 nucleotides. Its product is annotated as tet methylcytosine dioxygenase 1. Gene Ontology annotation, molecular function: DNA binding; zinc ion binding; DNA 5-methylcytosine dioxygenase activity. The coding region runs from base 1 to 6411 and encodes 2136 amino acids. Gene Ontology annotation, biological process: positive regulation of transcription by RNA polymerase II; oxidative demethylation. Gene Ontology annotation, cellular component: nucleus. The transcript is spliced from 11 exons. The record is from RefSeq and is a predicted model, not a curated record. Lineage: Eukaryota; Metazoa; Chordata; Mammalia; Carnivora; Mustelidae.
AUGUCUCGAUCCCGCCAUGCAAGACCUUCCAGAUUAGUCAGGAGGGAAGAUCUAAACAGAAAGAAAAGCAGCCAACUGAAGAAGCCAUCUAAGGCAACCAACAAAAAUGUGGCAUCAGUCAAGACUGUGAGCCCUGGAAAAUUAAAGCAAUUAAUUCAAGAAAGAGAUGUUAAGAAAAAAAUAGAGUCCAAACCACCUAUGCCAGUCAGAAGCCUUCUGACAAGGGCUGGAGCAGCACGAAUGAAUUUGGAUAGGACUGAGGUUCUUUUUCAGAACCCAGAAUCCUUAACUUGCAAUGGGUUUACAAUGGCUCUCCGAAGCACCUCUCUUAGCAGACGACUCUCCCAACCUCCGGUGAUCAUAGCCAAACCCAAGAAAGUUCCACCUCCGAAGAAUUUAGAAAAGCAACAUGAAUGUGAUUAUAAUGUAGUUACUGACAUGGGAGUAAAACACUCAGAAAAUGAUUCUGUUUCAACACAAGUCCCCCUAAUUGCUUCCGAUAUAGAGAAUCUAAUUGGUGUACAAAAUGCAUCUUUAUUUAAAGGUGAGAGCCAAGAGACAACCCAGUCUUGGUCCCAGAGGGUGGAGGGUUCCAAAGUAAAUGUCUCCACUCAGAGUGAUCCUAUAGUAGAGAUCGUUUCUGGGUCAUCAGAAGAGACACGUGGUGGUGAAGGACUAUUCUCUAAAGAGACUUUGAAUGAUAUCAACGAUUCCCCUAGAAUGUUUGCUCAGGACACUCUGUGUGCUCCUUUGCUCCAAAGAGCAGCCCUCAAGGUUACUUAUGAAGGAAACUCCAGCAUUCAGUUAGAAGAUUUGGGUUCACGAGUAGAAUCUCUUAAGCUGUCUGAUUCUUACCUGGAUCCCAUCAAAAGUGAACGUAAUUGCUACCCCACCUCAAGCUUUAAUAAGGUUGUACCUGAAUUGGACCUUAGAAACUGUUUGUCCAUUGGUGGGUCCAUAUAUCCUACCUCAUUAAUAAAACUCCUCUUGGCGAGCUCAGAACAAGAAGCCCUUGGUGCUAAACCGGAUCAUCAAGAGGUACUCAAAGCUACCCCAGAUCAACCAGAAAUUCCUAAUACCACCCCUGUCAUAGGACAGGCUUUUAGUGCUGUCCCACAUCAAUGGGAAGUUCCUGGUGCUAACAUAAUUCAUGGAGAGGCUCUGGAUGAGACCCCAGACCCACCAGAGAUGCCUGGUGCUGUUCCAGUCCAAGGAGAGGUCUUUGGUUCUAUCCUAGACCAACAAAUCCUUGGAAUGGGUGGUGGUACUGCCUCCGACCCACCUAUCUUUCUUCCUGCUCCUCUAAACCCAAUUGCUACCUAUAAUGCUCUCCCAGAAUGGCCUGAGCCCCAGAGCACUGUUUCAUAUGGGCUUGAGGUCCACGGCGCUGUGCAGAUUUUGCCCUUGGGCUCUGGUCACACUCCUCAGGCAUCAUCAAACUCAGAGAUAAGUUCGGUACCUCCAAUAAUGACUAUUAGCAAUAUAGAAAAUGAGAAGCAAGUUCAUAUAAGCUUUCUGCCAGCUAACACUCAGGGGGUCCCGUUAGCCCCUGAGCGAGGACUCUUCCAUGCUUCCCAGGGCAUUACCCAACUUUCCCAGGCUGGUCCCAGCCCAUUGGAAGGUGGGAGCUCCCAGAUCGGCAUGACCAGCGUGGCUGACCUCAACACCACAGUGGUGUCCAGACCAGUGUCACUCGCCAGUACCUCUUCUUCCUAUACAACUUUGCUACCUACUUUGGAAAAGAAGAAACGAAAGCGGUGUGGGGUCUGUGAGCCCUGCCAACAGAAGACCAAUUGUGGUGAAUGUACUUACUGCAAGAACAGAAAGAACAGCCAUCAGAUCUGUAAGAAAAGGAAAUGUGAGGAGCUGAAAAAGAAACCAUCCAUCAUCGUGCCUUUGGAGGUUAUAAAAGAAAACAAGAGGCCCCAGAGGGAAAAGAAGCCCAAAGUUUUAAAGGCAGAUUUUGUCAACAAACUAGUAAAUGGCCCCAAGUCAGAAUCCAUGGAAUACAGGAGGAGCUAUGGGGGGGAACAGAGAUUGGAAUUAAACCCACCUCCUCUCGAAAAUGUGACUAAAAAUGAAGAAAGUAUGACAGGUAUUGAAGUGGAGAAGUGGACGCAAAACAAGAAAUCACAUUUAACCGAUCAUGUCAAAGGUGAAUUUAAGGCAAUUGUGACAGAAGCUGAAAAAUUAAAAAAUGCUGAAGAUGACAGGAAAAAAGUCCUACUUACUGAUUUAAUUGAGCCUCAGAAAUUGUUUGCACAAACCGUAAGAAAUGGCAUUAAAAAUGUACACUAUUUACCAACCGAAACAAAUGUGUCUUUUAAAAAAUUCAAUAUUGAAGAAUUUGGCAAGGCAUUUGAAAACAACUCCUGUAAAUUCCUGAAAGACACUGCCAACCAUAAUGCCAUGAGUUCUAUUGCCACUAGUGCGAGCUGUGAUCAUCUCAAAGGAAGAAGUAAUGUUUCAGUCUUCCAGAAAUCUGGCUUUAACUGCAAGUCUUUUCCAGAUCCUGCAACUUUCAACUUAAAUAGUCAUACUAGUACACACAAUGAAAGUGAUCAACCCAAAUCUCUGGAAAAUAUACCAAGUAAAGAACCAAAAGAUGGUUCUCCAGUUCAACCAAGUCUUCUAUCCCUAAUGAAAGAUAGGAGACUAACGCUGGAGCAAGUCGUGGCCAUAGAAGCUCUCACCCAACUGUCAGAAGCCCCAUCAGAAAAUUCCUCACCAUCAAAGUCAGAGAAGGAUGAAGAAACAGAACACAGAACAGCGAGUUUGCUUAAUAGCUGUAAAGCUAUCCUCUAUUCUGUACGAAAAGACCUCCAAGACCCAAACUUACAAGGGGUGCCAGAAAGCCUUCAUCACUAUCCAUCUUUGGAAAAGCAGAGUUCAUGCAACACGGUGGUAUUCAAUGGGCAAAACAUUUCCAAGUCACACAACAGCUCAGCUGCUAACCAGACAACUUCAAAAUCGCAGGAAUAUUCAAAAGUCACAAAUUCAGUCCCUCAUUUCAUACCAAAUUCAAAUUCAUCUAAAAUUGACACCAGUAAAAAUGUUGCUCAAGGUAGAAUUACUCUUGAUAGUUCUAAGAAUUUGCAUCAGUUGCCACCAACAGGUGAUAAAUUGGGGCAUUGUAAUCAGUCACUGGCCAGCAGUAAAAAGAUAGACCUAAAAGAUGAUCCAUCGUGUCUGAAUACAAUACACAGCAAAAUAGAGGAGGACGUUGCAACGCAGUUAACACAACUUGCGUCAAUAAUUAAAUUCAAUUACAUAAAACAAGAAGACAAAAAGGUUGAAAGUACACCAACAAGCCUUGUUGCAUAUAAUGUACAGCAAAAGUGUAGUCAGGAGAAGGUCACAAUACAACAGAAACAAUCUUCCAGUGUACAAAAUAACCAUAGCUCAUCAUUGACAAAGCAAAAGAACACAACACAGAAAAAGACAAGAGCUACCCCAUCAAGAGAUCGGCGGAAAAAGAAGCCUGUAGUCAUAAGUUGUCAAGAAAAUGACCAGAAAAAACAGGAACAGUUGUCAUAUGAGUAUAGUAAGUUACAUGACAUUUGGAUAGCAUCUAAGUUUCAAAGAUUUGGUCAAUUUGGUCCACAUGAUUUUCCCAUUCUGUUGGGGAAAAUUCCUCCCCUAACCAAAGUAUGGAAACCACUGACUCGAAGGAGUUCAGCAUUAGAACACAAAAAAUUAUUUCCUCCACUCACUCAGAUAAAAUUUGAGCGUUAUUAUCCCGAAUUAGCACAGGAAAGAAACAUGAAGGUUGAACCGUUGGAUUCUCUCCCAGUAUGCCAGUUAAAAACAGAAUCCAGUGGGCAGGCGUUUACAGAAAAAGUUUAUCAUUCUCAGGUACAGCCAACAGUGAAUGUCAAUCAGAAAGCUCACCCUUUAUUCCAGCCCUCCUCUCCUAACCAGUGUGCUAACGUAAUGGCUGGCAAUGACCAAACACAGAUCCAGGGGGAUGUUCAAGACCAACUCAUGCAUCAGAAACUGUCAACAUUGCCUGGUAUCUCCCAUGAAACCCCUUUACCAGACCCAGCACAAAUUCUCAGGAAUGUCAAUGUAGUAUGUUCAGGUGGGAUUACCGUGGUUUCGACGAAGAGCGAAGAGGACAUCUGUUCAUCUAGUGUUGGAGCAUCAGAAUUUUCCCCGGUAGACAGUGCACAGAAAAGUUUUAAUGAUUAUGCCAUGAACUUCUUUACCAAUCCUACAAAAAACCUGGUGUCCACCACGAAAGAUUCUGAAUUGCCAACUUGCAACUGUCUCGAUCGAGUUAUACAAAAAGACAAAGGCCCAUAUUAUACACACCUUGGGGCAGGACCAAGUGUUGCUGCUGUCAGGGAAAUCAUGGAGAAUAGGUAUGGUCAAAAAGGAAAUGCAGUAAGAAUAGAAAUUGUAGUGUACACGGGAAAAGAAGGAAAAAGCUCUCAUGGGUGUCCAAUUGCUAAGUGGGUUUUAAGAAGAGGCAGCGAUGAAGAGAAAGUUCUUUGUUUGGUCCGGCAACGUACGGGCCAUCACUGUCAAACAGCUGUGAUGGUGGUUCUCAUUAUGGUAUGGGACGGCAUUCCUCUGCCCAUGGCAGACAGAUUGUACACGGAGCUUACGGAAAACCUAAAGUCAUACAAUGGUCAUCCCACAGACCGAAGAUGCACGCUCAAUGAAAAUCGUACCUGUACAUGUCAAGGAAUUGAUCCAGAGACCUGUGGAGCUUCAUUCUCUUUUGGCUGUUCAUGGAGUAUGUAUUUCAAUGGAUGUAAAUUUGGUAGAAGCCCAAGCCCUAGAAGAUUUAGAAUUGAUCCAAGCUCUCCCUUACACGAGAAAAACCUUGAAGAUAAUUUACAGAGUUUGGCUACACGAUUAGCUCCAAUUUAUAAGCAGUAUGCUCCCGUUGCUUAUCAAAACCAGGUAGAAUACGAACAUGUGGCCCGAGAAUGUCGGCUUGGCAGCAAAGAAGGGCGUCCUUUCUCUGGAGUCACCGCUUGCCUCGACUUCUGUGCCCAUCCUCAUAGGGACAUUCACAACAUGAAUAAUGGAAGCACUGUGGUUUGUACUUUAACAAGAGAAGAUAACCGCUCCUUGGGGGUUAUCCCUCAGGAUGAGCAACUCCACGUUCUACCGCUCUACAAACUCUCGGACACAGAUGAGUUUGGCUCUAGCGAAGGAAUGGAAGCCAAGAUCCAGUCUGGGGCCAUUGAGGUGCUCGCUCCCCGCCGUAAAAAAAGAACACGUUUUACCCAGCCAGUUCCUCGUUCUGGGAAGAAGAGGGCAGCAAUGAUGACAGAAGUUCUCGCACAUAAGAUAAGAGCUGUGGAGAAGAAAUUCAUUCCUCGGAUCAAGCGCAAGAAUCACGGGACAACAAACAGUAGCAAGGCUUCCUCGCUGCCGCUUUUAGGGAAUAAAACCGAAGCCUUGCAACUUGAAAUAAAAAGUGAAACUGAACCCCAUUUUAUCUUCAAAGGUUCGGACAACACUAAAACCUACUCAUUGACCCCAUCCAUUCCUCACCCAUUGAAAGAGGCAAACAUACCUCCAGGUUUCUCUUGGUCCCCUAAGACGGCGUCAGCCACCACAGCUCCUUGUAAGAGUGAUGCGUCCGUUCCCUACGGGUUUUCAGAAAGAAGUAGCAAUCCCCACUGCACGGUGCCUUCUGCGAGACACAGCGGUGCUAAUGCAGCUGCGGGGGAAUGCACUGGAAUUGCACAGCCUGGCGAAGUGGUUUCUCUGCCCACGCUGCCCGCUCCCGUGGCAGACACCCUGGUUUAUUCUGAGCCGCCCACUGGUCCGUCUGAACAGCCACCUUCCAAUCACCCAAGCCAGCAGCCCCCCUGCCCCACUUGUCCCCAUGACCUGGCGUCCUCUCUAGUGGAAGAAGACGAGCCGCAUUCUGAUGCCGACGAGCCUCUGUCCGACGACCCCCUGUCCGACGACCCCCUGUCCCCCGCGGAGGAGAAGCUGCCCCACAUCGAUGAGUAUUGGUCAGACAGCGAGCACAUCUUCCUGGACGCCAACAUCGGUGGGGUCGCGAUAGCGCCUGCCCACGGCUCGGUUCUGAUCGAGUGUGCGCGGCGGGAGCUUCACGCCACCACGCCCGUCGAGCACCCGAACCGGAAUCACCCCACUCGCCUCUCCCUUGUUUUCUACCAGCACAAAAACCUGAAUAAGCCCCAACACGGUUUUGAACUAAACAAAAUUAAGUUUGAGGCUAAAGAAGCUAAGAAUAAGAAAAUGAAGGCCUCGGAGCAGAAAGACCAGGCAGCUAAUGAGGGUCCCGAACUGUCCCCUGAAGUUAAUGAGUUGAACCAAAUUCCUUCUCAUAAAGCGUUAACAUUAACCCAUGACAAUAUUGUCACCGUGUCCCCUUAUGCUCUCACACAUGUUGCAGGACCCUAUAACCAUUGGGUCUGAAGGCUUUUCUC